Oryza brachyantha (malo sina) is the source of this 1221-nucleotide messenger RNA. RefSeq lists its product as uncharacterized. The record is from RefSeq and is a predicted model, not a curated record. Bases 1 to 1221 code for a protein of 406 amino acids. Lineage: Eukaryota; Viridiplantae; Streptophyta; Magnoliopsida; Poales; Poaceae. The transcript has 2 exons.
AUGUACCAAGAAAGCAUGCAUAAAUCAGAUGCAGAGAAUACUACUUCUAGUUCGUUAGAAGGGUCACAAGAUUCAAAAGAUGAUGCUCUUAUGAACCGCUCCCGUUCGUUUGCGGAGGCGGUGGUGACCAUGGUGUGCCCGGUGAUUCUCGCGAUCGCGCUGAAGAAGGUCGACCUGAAGAGCGAGGAGCACGGGACGGCUGCCCCGAUUACUAUGCUUGUUGCGGCAGCCGUCGCGCUGAUCUUCGGCACCGCCCCCUUCCUCGCUCUGUGCUUCUCGAGGAGGUUCUUCAAUGGCGAGAGGAGACUCCCUACCAAUGCAACCAACGUCCUGGUCCCGUUGUCCUCCGUGUGCCUCAUCGGCCUCGCGAGCUGGAUCAUACACCUCAUACUCUCGGAACGGUGGGCUAUCGUUUUUCCGGCCUUUGGCGUCGUGCUCGGGCUCUGCGUCCUGAUUCGUACUGUCGUCUACUGCCGUGCACCGGUCGGCCCGGUAGACGAUGAUGCGUUGGAUGGGAGGCUGGAGAAGUCGCUCGAGUUCCUGGCCGGUGUCACGGCGCUGCUGUUCCUGGGGCUGGAAGGGCUAGCCCUGGAGGCGCAGGUUCCUCAGGGAGGGCAGCAUCGUCUCGCGGCGCCACUGGGAGCGAGCUUCGUCGCUUGCGUGUUCGGCGUGUUGCUCGUUCUCCUCGACAUGAUCCCGCCUCUCCUGCGUCCCAUCACCGUUUCCAGCCUCGCCGUGAUGUUCGACGUCGUCAUGGCUCUCGCCGUCACCGCGGUCAUGUGGUCUAUCAUGCACGAGAUCCUGGACGAGCAACGGGCGCUGCUAGCGCUGCUGCUACCGCCCUUCCUCAUCUUCAUGGUGUGGGUAUACGAUGCCACCUUGGGCCUCCGCAGCGGCGGCGUCGGCGAGGACGAAAAGCCGGCGUCGCUGGAGCUGGCCAAGGUCACGUUCACCGGGUUUCUGGCCGUGUCGGUGCCAGUCAUCAGGACCGGUUCGCUCUGCAGCUCCACCGACUGGUUUCUCAUCUUCGCGGCAUCGGCCAUUGUUUCAGGCUUCGCUUGGAGGCUCCUGACGCACUACGAGAUGGGGAAGACGGCCAAUUUCGCUUCCUUGUGCACCCAUAUCUGUGUUGCCAUUGCAACGGUGCCAUUCACAGCUAUGGCCGUAUAUGCCCUCCAGAGAAAGGACACACCGGAUGCUAAAGCACCGGUUCCAAUGUAA